CUUGACAAAACUUGAUAUUCCUGAAUCAUAUUAGAUUCCAGUCAUAUUUGUGUUAGUUUAACUUUACAGAUAGUGGUCACUGUUUUGUUGGGUGAAGGCUUGUUACCGGCGCUUAGCAUCGUCAACGGCUGCACCUGACAUCAUUUAAAGCCAACGUUAACCUGCUGUCGUUGUCAACGUUACGUUAAGUUCGUUUUUUUAUAUUUAUGUAACAUUCAUCAGGUGCUUAUAUACCCCUAUCUGGCGAAACCUAAAAAGGGAUUGCAUUCAUGGGUAACUAAAGCUUUAUUCAAGCAUCUACAUUGAGCUCACGCUAAGCUAACCUAAAGAUUUGCAUUGUCAUAUGUAAGACGUCCAAACUAAAUAAAGGAAGUGUUAGUUUAAAGUAAUGCUAGUUACAGUGAGUGACGACCAAAUAAAAUAUAAGUAAUGCUAGUUUAAAUUGAUGUUAUCUUACAGUGUAUGACGACGGCAAAACAAAGUAAAGGAAGUGUUAGUUUAAAGUAAUGUUAGCAGUGAAUAAGUAGAGGUCUUUGACAGAGGAAAGGUGAUGUCUGAGGCCAGGGUUACUGUGUGUGACUCGGAGAGUGGACCCGGUCCUGACCCGCUGACAUCUCCCAGUGCUGAAGCUUCUAGGCCCGACUUGAAGGGUCUUGUGCCUGCUAGUCCCCGGUCCUCAACAGAUGUUAGCCCCUCACCUUCUGCUGAGGUGAGUGGCUUGUUGUCGUUACCAUGGGAGAUGUUGACACACAUUGCCUCUCACCUUCCUGCUCAGUGUGUCAUCACUGUGCUGCCAAAGGUCUGCCAUACUUUAGGCAAUGUGGGUAAGGACACCACCGCGUGGCAGCUCCGGGCUCGCAGACUUAUAGGAUCCCAAGCUGUCUUUCCAGUGGGGCCAAGGGAAGACUUUGACUGGCCCUCUGCUUGCCUGGAGAUAGAACAGCUGAUAACCUGCUGGACAGGCCAAGGGCAUCUCGUGGCAAAACAGACCAAAAAGGAUGAGGAGGAAAGCCAAGAAGUGAGGCAGCAGCAAAGGGCAGGGCAGGAAGAGGAGCCAGUUGUAGAAGGACAGCAAGAUGGUAGAGAGGAAGAGCUGGAAGGGGUAGGAGUGGAAGGGCAGGAGGUUGCUUAUGGUGUUGAUGAAGGAAUGGAGGUGGUAAUGGAUGGUGAAGAGGAUGAAAUUCAGCCCAUUGUAGGUGGGGACCAACUUGAAAGAUUGAGGGAGGAGUUGGAAGAGAGACUGAAUGAUGAUGCAGGAGCACUGAUGGUAGAAGAAAGGAACCACAGGAUGGUGUUCAAUGAUAUUGAGGCGUUAGGUGGUGCUCCAAAUCGCAUGGAGAACCUGGCAGACCCAAGGAAUCUGGGUAAUAGAAGACCGGUAGAGGUGAAGCAACGUCCGCCCCCCAGAAGUCCGAGCCCACCUCCAGCGCUGGAGUGCACCACCCUCCCUACAUGCCACAUUGCGCAGGUCAACUCAGUCCUCCUGCUGGGGGGGGAGGGGGCAGUGUGCGCCACAGGCUCCAGAGACAUGAAUGUUAAACUGUGGGAUCUAAAGGCAGGCUCGCUGUUGCACACACUGGGAGCGAGGGGGGAGUUCAGCACUCAUAAAGGCUGGGUCUGGUGCCUGGCGUCUCAGGGACCUCUGCUGGCCUCGGGGGGCUUCGACAGCACUCUGAGGCUGUGGGACCUAGAGGCGGGGGGUGCAGCGGCGGGCCUGAUCAUGACCGGGGCCGCUGUCCUCUGCUUGUCCUGUCAAACGGAUGUUUUGGUGGCUGGAACUUUUGACAAGAGGGUCAGCAUGUAUGACACCAGAGCUGCUGAACCCCUGGUGAAAAGCGUCCGUCUCCAUGGCAACGCUGUGAUGUGCCUAGCUGCAGAUGACAAGUACAUCAUCUCCGGGAGUAAAGACUGCACGGUGGCUGUCUAUGACCGGAGGGCAUGCAAGGGCUUGAAGAAAAUCUGGCUGAGCUCUUACCUGCUGUCCAUGAGCUACAGUGGCUGUGAAGUAUGGGCAGGGGACAACAGAGGUAUGCUCCACUCCUUUUCCAUGCAGGCGGGGACCCUCAAACCUCUGUCCCAGUUUGAUGUGGGACACACAGCUCUGGUCACCGGCAUCCACAAGUCCGCUGGAAGCCUCUACACCUGUUCAUCUGAUUGCACUGUCAAGGUACAUAUCCCUUGUGCCCCUCCAAGGACUGUUUGCAUAAUGCCUCACCAAAUGGGAGUCAAUGGGUUGAGCGUCGAGGCUGGAGUCCUUGCUGUAGCUUCAGGGGAAGAUUGUUUGGAAAUAUGGAGGCCCAGAAAUUGAAUGAGCAAGACCUGCAAACUACGAGACAAGACUUGAAAGCAGGUGUUAAUAAGACCUUUCAGCCUGUAAAACACCAUACUGGUCUUUCAGCAUUUUAAACUAACAACAAAUGCAAAACUCUGAAGAUGUUAGUGACUUGACAAAAUGACCACAAAAAGUUAGGACAGCAAAUGAUUCCAAUUGAAUCCUUCGUGGUACAUAUGUCCAAACAAAGUAUUUUAUUCUGCUGCAGUAACACACACAAAUGUUCUUGGAAAUAUGCAUUACCAGUUGCUUGAUUAAGCUUUAAAAGCUAUUUAUUAUUAUUAUAAUUAUUAUUUUUGCUCUUCCAUGUGUUGAUGUAUGAUGGUUGAGAAGUUUAAGGCCACUUUUUUUAGCCAAAAGCUCUCGGCCCUUUUUCAUGAAUUCUUUGUUAAACCUGUUGAGAAGUUUAUCUACAAACAAAACUAUAAAUAUGUAAACACACGAAACGUGUUUGUCUCAUGCACUUAUUUACCUUCUGUGCCAGUAGAUUUCAAAGACACUCUGUUUGAAGUGUAGAAACGUGUUGAUGACGUGUUUUGACACACGGAUUAUAUUUGUAAAUCUUUUUAUAUGAACACACUCCUCAGUUUGAGUCAGUGUGAUCUGUUUGGAAGUUAUGUUGGCCUUGUGUGUUAGUUUGUGUGUGUGUUACUUUAUAAAAAGUAUUGAAUUGCUUGAAUGAAUCCAACUAUACAUUAUUUGCAAAAUACUACACAUUUCCAUCCAUUAAAGAAGUUACCAUUAAAUAGCCUGGAAAUCUUGUGUC
Molecule: messenger RNA, 3098 nt
Organism: Notothenia coriiceps (black rockcod)
Lineage: Eukaryota; Metazoa; Chordata; Actinopteri; Perciformes; Nototheniidae
Gene: fbxw9
Product: F-box and WD repeat domain containing 9
Exons: 7
Coding region: 551-2308 (585 amino acids)
Molecular function (GO): protein binding
Source: RefSeq, a predicted model, not a curated record